Messenger RNA from Notolabrus celidotus (New Zealand spotty), 11162 nucleotides. Its product is annotated as apolipoprotein B-100-like. The transcript has 28 exons. The record is from RefSeq and is a predicted model, not a curated record. Gene Ontology annotation, molecular function: cholesterol transfer activity; low-density lipoprotein particle receptor binding. NCBI's taxonomy places the organism in Eukaryota, Metazoa, Chordata, Actinopteri, Labriformes, Labridae. Gene Ontology annotation, biological process: cholesterol transport; cholesterol homeostasis; triglyceride mobilization. Gene Ontology annotation, cellular component: very-low-density lipoprotein particle; low-density lipoprotein particle; mature chylomicron. Bases 1 to 11031 code for a protein of 3676 amino acids.
AUGGAGAACUCAAAGCUCUUUCUUUCCCUACUCCUAACCACACUUACCUUGUCUUAUGCACAAGAGGACCAUUCAACCUGCUUGAUAAACCAAAGAUACAAAGCCUUCCACAAGUAUGAGUACCUGUACAAUGCUGAGUCUCUGAAUGCCAUAAAUGGUGCUUCACAUCUGAGGAAUGGACCUAAGGCCACUUGCAAGGUUGAAAUUGAGGUACCUCAGACUUGUAGUUUCAUCGUCCGUACCACUGGCUGUAGUCUAAGCGAGGUGGUUGACAUGGACCCAGAGGGCAACCCUGUGUUCAGUCCUGCUGCCAGCUCUGAUGCCUUUGCUGCUGAAAUGGAGAAAUAUCCUCUGAAGGUUGUGGUUGACGGUGUGUACGAUGUGAAACUGUACCCUGAAGAUGGUGAGACAACAACCAUCCUGAACAUCAAGAGGGGUAUCAUCUCUGCCCUGGCUGUCCCUCUGCUGGAAGAGGAGAAGAAUAAGAACAUGCCCACAAUCCACGGCAUGUGCAAGACCCAAUAUUCCAUUAACACCAGAGAGGAUAUUGCAACAGAUAUCAGUCUCACCAGGGAUCUGUCCAGAUGUGACAAAUUUGUCCCGAUGAGAGAUUACACCAGCCCCUUGGCUCUCAUUUCUGGAAUGCACUACCCCCUUUCCAAGCUGAUCAGAAGUACCCAGAACUGCAACUACAAGUUUGAUAACGAGAAACAGCACAUGACCUCUGGCUCCUGCACUGAGAACCACAUCCUCAUCCCCUUCUCUCACAGGGGGGAAUACGGAGUUACGAAUGUUGGAAAGCAAGACCUGACUCUGGUUCAGGUUUCUUCUUUCACCGAUGAAGUCUUUGACCGCAGUAACAUUGUCAAGGGACUUCACAUGGAGACUGUUGAGGACAAGAGUGUUAUCCAGGAUAAAGAUGCAGGUCUGACCCUGUUGGGAGAACUGGCAGCUCUGCCCGAGAGCGAGGGCGACAGAAGGGCCCACCUCUUCAAAAAGCUUGUCACCAUGGUCCGUGGAAUGAAGGCCGAGACCCUGAGCCCAGCUAUCCCUGAAGCUCUUGCCGUGUCCAGAGUCCUAACCUACCAGGUACUCGCCCAGUGUGGGACACCUGAGUGCAGCAGUGCCAUCAUGCAGAUCUUCAGGACUCUUGAUGCCUCUUCACUCGAGGUUGAUGCAGGAGUUUUUGCUUUGGGACUCGUCUCCAAUCCUUCUCCCCUGCUGAUCAAUGACAUGCUGGAGAUGGCCAAAUUCAAGCCCAGCAAGCCCAUCAUGUAUGCUCUGAGCAAUGUGGUCAAGAGGUUUUACAAAGCUGAAGGAAAACUGAUCCCUGAGAUUAAUGCUGUUGCCGAGUUUAUGGCUGAACAGCUGGGAGACUGCACUGGUGACAAGGAUAAAACUUUCAUUACACUAAGGGUCAUUGGAAACAUGGCUGCAGCUGUUGGACCUGCCAGUCCUACUCUCAGAACCGCUGUGAUCCAGUGUGUGAACCAACCUGAAGCUCCCCUGUCUGUGCAGCAGGCUGCCAUCCAAGCAUACAGGCUCACUGCCGUCCCCGAGGAGGGCAGAGAAGUUCUCAUGCAGGUGCUUCUGGACGGUGCUAGCCCAAUGCAAAAGCGUAUUGCUGCAUAUCUGGUUCUUAUGAAGGACCCCCAGCCCAGUGAACUGGCCCAGCUGGCAGCUGCUCUGCCCAUUGAGCAGGACAGCCAAGUCAAGAGCUUUGUGAUCUCCCAUGUGACCAACAUUUUGUCCUCAACUGCACCAGAGACCCUGGAACUGAGGCAGAAAAUUAUUGAUGCCCUGCAGGGUAAUGAGGUUGGUCCCAUUAUGGACCCCACCAAGUUUUCAAGCCACUACAAGAUUGGAUCUGUGGAGGGCAACGUGAUCUUUGAGGGUCCCAGCUACCUGCCAAAGGAGGUCAUGCUUGAAAUGACUCUGAAGGCUUUUGGCUAUGACAUUGACAUGAUGGAGAUUGGUAUGCAGGGCACAGGAUUUGAGCCAACUGUUGAUGCUCUGUUUGGAGAGCAUGGUUUCUUCCCUGACACUGCUCUGAAGACGAUGUACUUUGUGUCUGACAAAAUGCCGCUUGACAUCAAUGAAAUCCUGAAGAACGUAAUGCCUACCUUGAAGACGGACAGGAUGAAGAGACAGGCUUCCCAGAGCUUGAUGAGAGACAUUGGUCGCAACCUCAAUAAACUCGUGAGAGAGCUGAAGACAUCACAGACUCCUGAAGCAAUGGUGUACAUGAGACUCUUGGGGAAUGAGCUGGGGUAUCUGAGGACCAAUGAAAUCACAGAUAUGGCCUACUCUGCUGCCUUGAUGGUUGACAACAUGUUCAAGAUGUUUCCUACUGAGCUACUGAAGGCACUGAUGACUAAGGCUGACAACACAAUCUUUGCCCACUACAUCUUCAUGGACAAUGAAUUCUUCCUGCCUACUGCCACUGGUGUGCCUCUGAGGAUUGCACUGUCUGGUACUUUCACCCCUGGCAUCAAGGGUGGACUGAAGUUUGGUUCUGACAUGAGCGAAGUGAGCUUCAUGCCUUCUGCUGGCGUUGAGUUUCACACUCGGGUUGGUUCAUUCAUCUCUGAAUAUGUGAAGUCCGGAUUAGAGAUGCACACCAGCAUAUUCCACGAGAGUGGGCUCACUGCCAAGAUCUCCCUUGCAAAUGACAACGUCAAGCUGACCAUCCCUGCUCCAAUGCAUCCUACAAAGAUAAUCAAAAUGAAGAACGCUCUGGUGUCAGUGACAGGAUCAGGGGAGAUGCCAAUCCCUCCUAUGAUAACGGACAUGGUUGAUGUUAGUGAGUGCACUCCCUUCUUCGCUGGAAUGAAAUACUGCACUGCUCUGCAAUACACUGAUGCUUUCUCUCAGGAGACAGCACCCUACUUUCCCUUUACUGGAGAUAGCAAAUUUGCCAUGGAACUUCAUCCCACUGGUGAGGUCACUGAGUUUACUGCUACUCUAGCCUAUGAGCUGCUUAGAGAGGGAGAAGAGGGCCGGCAGAAGGUUGAUUCGGUGAAGUUUGUUCUGAGAGCUGAAGGUGCAGAGCCCACUGAAGCCACAGCUAUGGUGAAAUAUAACAGAAGAAAGAAUGUCAUCACAGCUGACAUCCAGAUCCCAGACUAUGACAUGGAGGCGGGACUCAGGCUGGGUGUUGUUGAUGGAAACACCAAGGGCAAAGGAACUCACUCCAUCUCUCUUGACUUGAUAAACAAGAACAUCCCUCAGCUUUCCCUGAUUGGCCGUGCCAAUUUGAAGGCCAUGAAGGAAGGAAUGCUGCAAGUCCAACUUCUUGUCCCCUCCAUCAGUGCUGACGCCACUCUAACAGCAAACCUGAAACAUGACGAAGACUUUACAAUGGUGUUGAAGAGUAAUAUCAAGAUUUCGGAAACCACUUCAGAGCAGAAAAUCUCAAUGAAAUAUGGUACCAGCAAUAUUGAGGUUGAAUUAAAGUCUGAUGUAAACUCUGGUACCUUGAACACCCUUCCUUACACUGACCGUAUCAGACAAUAUGGCAAUGAUAUGGUCGAACUGAAGGUUGGGAAGACUGACAAAACAGUCGGUCAAAUCUUCAGUGCAUUUAUGGAAGAAGCAAACAAACACCUGGAAGUGUAUGCUGCUGAUAUCCCUUACAUUCAGAACUUCAGAAUGCCUGAUAUGCCUGAGAUUUCACUGCCAGAGUCAUUGUACCUCAAUACUGAAGCCAAGGCCAUCUACUACUUCAACAAUGAGCGCUUCACUAUUUCUAUCCCUCUUCCUCUUGGUGGAAAGUCAACAGAAGAGCUGAACUUCCCACCAGCUUUGACCACUCCUAACAUUUUCCUACCAAUGUUUGGACUGAAUUUUGUGUCCACAGAGAUUCCAAUCCCAGAACUUUUUGUACCUGAAAGCCUAACAUUGGCUUUACCUCUUUUUGGCAAAGCUGAGGUUUCAACUCUGAUGAAGAGCAACUUUUACAACAUGGAAGCAUCAAUGGCUGCCGGCAAAGAUGUUGUGGAGACACCGAGCUACUCAGCCAAGUUUGAUGUGACAGGAACCUCUCCACUUGACAUCCUCUCAGUAAAGAUGGAAGGCUCUGGGAUGUUGGCCACCACUGAUGCCAUCAAGGCCCAGUUGAAAAGCUCUUUAGUUCAUAAAUUCAUUGAGGCUAGUAUUAAUGUUGUUGAGGAAGCCACCAUCACAGACAAAAUUAAUCUGAAGUCCAGCAGCAAGAUUGAAGCCAAAAGCCCCUUGGGUGUCAGAGUUGCUCUGGAGCACACUGGUAUGGCUGGAGUCAACACUGAAGAAAUCUCUGCUGAUAGUAACUUAGAGGGAAUGUGGACAGUCGGACCAGCAUACAGCAAAGUCACUGCAACCCAGUCAUUCACCAUCGCCCCAUUCAAGCCAGAGGCAAAGAUUGAUUCAUCUGUUCAGAUUGACUCCACAAUUGUCAACACUCUGACCAAUACUGCUGAGCUUUCCUUCAAAGAGAGCAAGCUGUCACUGAAAUCUGAGACAAAUGCAGCUCACACUGAAAACCGUGUUUACUCUCUGCUCACUGCUUCCCUGGAUGUCGAUGGUCUGACUGUGAACAGUGAUGCCACCGUGAAGCUCCUUGAGAAGGAGGCUACUCACAAGGCUACUCUGACAAUGAACAAAGAUGGUUUGAUCACAAGUGGAACCACCGCCCUCCAGAGCGCUCUUGCCCUUGAAAACACCUUUAAUGCAGCACUUGAUGCUUCAAAGGCUUCCCUGUCUAUUAACAACAAGGCUGUUAUGCAGGACAUUAAGGUUGAUAAUGCCAACACUCUGACCAUCACUCUCUCUGGCCUUGACUUCAACUCAAAGGCUGAAGCCACCGCAAGUGAGCAUGCCUCAUACACACAUGAUGUCACCAUCGACCUGAAACCCUUCACAGCUUCUGCAAACGUAAACAACAACCUGAAAGUUCUUGCGGCCAACAUUGUUAAUGAGGCUCAGCUCAAGGCAGAGCUCUACAAGAUUGACCUCACUGGAAGCCUGAAAGCCAUCUAUGGUGAAGAAGAGAUCAAGCACAUCUAUCAGGUCAAUUAUGCUGAUAUGGCUGCAAACGCAAAGUGCAGCACUACUGGAACAAUCCUUGGAACCCACAUGAGCCACAACACUGAGCUUGAAGUUAUUGGUCUUGCAGCCAGGAUCACCAAUGAUGCCCGCUUCAACUCACAGCCAAUACGCUUUGAUCACAGCAUCCGCUGCAGUGUUGUACCUUUUGAUUUCAAUCUUGAUGCCAUCUUCAAUGCUGAUGGAGACAUGACCAUGUAUGGAAAGCACAGUGCUCAGCUCUAUGGCAAGUGGCUCCUUAAAGCACAACCCCUGGCAGUUGCAAGCGCUCAUGAAUGCAGAGCAUCAGUGACCCAGCAGCUGGAUAAUGGUUUCUCCCUGGAGACGACAUUUGACAACAAGAUGGAUAACGUUCUGUCACUUCAAGAGCAGAAGAGCAGUUUUAGACUGAAAUCCAAGGUGAAUGACCACUCCCUCAGUCAGGACUUAAGUAUCUACAACACUGCUGACAGAACUGGACUGGAGGUUUCUGGCACCAUCCUCACAAACAUCCUCAACGGUGACUCCACAGAGAACCAGGAAUUCACCCUCUCUGGCUUCCUCAAGUAUGACAAGAACACAGACAGUCAUGUAAUUCAGAUCCCUUUUGUUGACAACCUGCCUGUCUUGUUGGAAAGCAUCAAGGGCUUAGUUUACUAUGUUGGAGAGGCACUGCAAGGUUUAAUCGACAAUGAGGAGAUAAUGGACAAAAUUGCAGCUCUUCCACAGUAUGUAGAAGACUUUAUUUCUGAACUGAAUAUAGAAGGCAAAGUUAAUCAGCUGAAGAAGUAUUUAAAUGAUAUUUCCCAAGAAUAUGUCAUCUCCAUGGAGGAUUUAGAAGUCAUUCUAAGAACCCUGAAGGCAAUUGUGGAGAAAAAGCUCUCAAAUUUCAGUGUUUACAUCCAAAACAUUGUUGGUAUGGUUAAGGACAUUAUUGUUGCCACUCCUGAAACCCUUGUUCAGAAUACCCUCAAACUGGUGGAGGCCUUUACUGAGGAAUUUGACAUCAAGGCCAUGAUUAUAAAUAUGAUUGAUACCAUGAAGGAUAUGGCUGAGCAGUUUGACCUGGAAAAACUGAAGGGCAGCAGCAUUGCAUUUCUGAAUGACAUUGAUGCCACGUAUGAAAUCAAGGCCAAACUGCAGAUCAUAAUGAGUUUAGUGAAAGAAAUAGUUUUGGUCUUUGACAUGCAAGUAAUUGUUGAGAAGGUGAAGAAUAUAAUUUCAUCUAUUGACUUUAAUGCCCGCAUAGAUGAACUUGUGAGUAAGCUUCCCACUGAGAUCUUUGGCAGUAUAACAGAUACUAUCAGGGAAAUUGUUCUGGACUUUGACAUCCUACAUGAGAUCAACAAUGUCUAUGCUAACAUAAGAGAGCUGAUUGUAAAGUUUGAGAUUGAGAGUAAGGUUCAGGCAAUCUUUGAAAAGGUAAUGGAGCUCAUCAAACAGUUAAAAGUUGAUGAAACCGUCACAGCUUUGGUAAAGAUGUUUAAUGAUGCAGACAUUUCAACCAAAUUUUUGCAAGUCUUCCAGGGUACAGUUAAGUACUUGAGUGAAGCUGACAUUAAGGACAUAAUUGCUGAGUUGAAUGGAUGUAUUCAGAUAAUUGAGCAGAAACUGAAUUCACUGGAUUACAAUGAUUUUGUGGCUGAAGCCAAUCAAGUGAUAGUCCGCUGCACUGCUUUUGUGAAUGACCUUAUUGUGUCUCUUGAAAUCCAACAGAAACUUGAGGCAAUAAGGGAGUUUUCCAACUUAGGCUUGUCCUUUAUUAGUGGUGCAUGGGCACAUCUGAGAGAAAUUAAAAUAACAGAAAUAGUACAAGAUACAAAAGACAUCCUUGACCAAGUUGUGCUGAAUAAUCUGAAGAAAUUUGCAAUAAUUAUAAAGCAGGAAAUUGAAAACCUGGAUAUAAAUGCUAAGAUGACUUAUUAUCUGCAGCUGGUAAUGGAUCAAUACACUGAGUUCAUUACCGUUACAUCUGAUAUCUUCACCAGUGUGGCUCAGAUAACUAAGAAGCCAAAAAUUGUCCAAGAGGUGUUGCAAAUCAUCCAAGGGCUUCUCACUGGUCUGACAGAAGCUGAAUUGACCAUCCCAUCCUUCACUAUUCCUCUCACUGAUCUUGUCGUUCCUUCUAUGAAAUUCAGCAGAGAUGCGCUUAACCAGUUUGAAGUCCAACAAGAGCUGGACAUCCCCGAGUUUACCAUCAUGGGUGUCUACACAGUGAAAGCCACCACCAUCUCUAUGAAUGACAUUCAACAGAGAUUCAAUGACUUGAUUGCUUCUCUUUUCGACCUCCCGAUGAAGCUGUUUGAAAUAAUUGCUACAUUUGAAGAGCUCAUCAUGAGUUAUAUUCCCACCUUGCCUGAGUUUUCAAUCCCAGAAAUGACUAUACCUGAGUUCUCCUUCCCCACCCUUCCGAAUGUUCAAGCAGAGAAACUUGUCAAGACUCUUCAACUUCCACCAUUCAAGCUGCCAGAAAUUCCUCAUGAGAUCAUGAUUCCAGGAUUUGGUAAACUGAGCUAUGAGAUAAAAGUUAACACCCCCAUCUACACUAUUAGGAAUGCUGCUGAAGUCCAGAGCUCUCUAGAUGUAGAUAGUACUCCCCAGCUUACAGCUUUUCUGACUUCCCAAGGUACAUCUACCAACUUUGAAAUCCUCAACUUUAACCUUGAUUCCACUGCACGCGUUGCCAUUCCGAUGGGGGGUUUAAUUGCUGCUGAGACCCUUAAGUUUACUCAUGGUUCUCUAAUGGUUGACCAUGAUGCGUCAGUGACAUUUUCUUACUUCUCAGCCCAGGUCUCAGCUAAAACCACAGUGAAGUCCACCACAGGACCUUAUGAUGCUGAGCUUCUGAACGAAGCUUUCUUAGCUACCAAUGGUGGUUUAUCUGCCACCUCGGACACUUCCUAUAAACAUGUGCUUAACCUACCAAUCAUGGGCCUCGCUGGUGAGACAUCUAUAGCUCAAAAGGCUGCUGCCCGCCAGGAAGGUUAUGCUAUUACAAUUACUGUAGAUAAUCAGGGUACUGCUACUCUCAACUCUCAAGACAACACCCUGAAGAGUGCCCUACAAGUCACAAUCAACCCAAGUCUGCAUGACAUGAAGCUUGAGCUCAAGGGGACCCAUAGCACAGAUUUAACUGGAAUGGUCAACGGAGACAUGUACAACAUGAUUGACGUUGCUCUUGGUCCCGGGGAGUUUCUGUUCAGUCUGCAGAAUAAGGGAAACUCCAAGGUUAAUUUAAAUGAUGCUCUCGCUUUCAAAUUUGAUCUGCAGAAUGAUUAUUCUGCAACCUUCAGGCCUGACACACAGCAUAUGAACACUGUGGCUCUAGCUCAUUUGAAUCAGUUCAAAGUACUCUGGAACUUGACUUUAGAGAACAAUGAGAAGGAGGCUGCCAUCCUUGGUGCUGCUGAAGGGGAGGCAAACCUUGAUUUCCUGACGAAGCCCAUCAGCAUUCCUGAGAUUAAUAUUCCAUUUUUGGAUUUGAAAACUCCAGCUAUUCGUCAUCUGAACCUGUACGAUCAAACUGGGCUGAAAUACAUUUUGACUACCACUGACCAGGCUGUAAAUCUGGGUGCCAAGCUGGUCUUCGAGAAAAGCCAAGAUACCCUGCUUGUUGAAAUGAUCCAGAUACCAUUUUCGGGUAAUCUGAUCACAGAUCUGUCUUUCAAGUCUCCCAUCAUUAAUGUGAAUGCCAAUGCUGGGCUGUAUACUGGGGAUGAUCUUGUGUUUCGUCUGGGAGCUACCACAGCCUCUGUGUUUGACAGUCUGAAAGCCAAACUUGACGGCACCACAAGUCUCACCACCAAGAGAGGAAUCAAGCUGGCCAAUUCCCUGUCCUUUGAGAAUCAGCACAUCGAAGGAACUCAUGACAGCACCGUCGCUGUGAGCACUGAGACACUUGAAACUACAGUCUCUGUGGCUACAGUAGCAAAGAUUGCCUUGCCCAUUCUCAACCUGGAAGCAAAACAAAACCUGGCUGCUGACACCAAAACUAAACCAAAUGCUGUAUCCACCUGGACGCUGAAGGGGGAUUUCAACAUCCCAGUAAUUAAGGCUGUUGGAAAGGCAGAGAUAGACCACAGUCUGAAGCUGGAGGGAACCUUUGAAUAUGUUUCCAUGGAGACAUCCACUAAGACAAAUAUGGAAAACAUAAUGCUGGAAGAUUGUGUGGUUUCUGGAGUACUGGAUAAUGAGAUCAAUCUUGUUUUGAAUAAUGAUGGUUUGCGCUCUGCGUCCAAAGUUUUGACUGAUGCCAAGUUAAACUAUGGCACAACCAAAGUCAUUGGCAUGGAUGUAAAUGAGAGUCUUGAAGUUGAGGCCUCCCUGAGCCGUGUGUAUGGAGUGCUGAAGUAUAGCAGCAACAAUGAGGCCAAUAUGUUCAAUUUCAACACCAAUGGGAAGCAUGCUGUUCAGACAACCAUAGACUUUGCACCAAAGUCUCUAUUUACUACAGAUAUUGAGAUUGACAUAUCUCAGCUUAGCAGCCUAGGUGACCUCACUAUCUUUGACAAAACGGUUGCCGAAGUGACAGCUGCUGAGCAGAAGAUAUCUACAAAUAUCAAGUUUGUCAGCCCACUGUACACUACCAACCUGGCUGCUGAAUUGGAUGGCAGUGUGCCAGUAUACAAGGCUGACUUUAAGUCAUCUGCCACCUCUACUAUGACCCUCUUGGAAUAUGACUUGGACUCAUCUGUUACCCUCAACAUUGAGGAUGCUGGACUGACACUGACAGGAAAAGGGAUUUUCACCCACAGUGAUAUGAACAUGGACAUUCAACAUAUCCUUUCCCAUACAGUGAGUGACUCUCGUCUCACCCUAAGUGUGGAUAUAACCAGCCCUGCCUUCACUGACAUCAAUGUACGAUACACUUUACGCAAAGAUGGAACUAGUUGCACUAUUUCAAUUCCAUCAACUGGCUUCCUUGGUCUUCAGCUCCAUGGCAGGGUCCCAGCUCAGAUGAAUGCCAGGCUUUACGGCCGUUAUGCUUCUGAUCCUGGCAAAGAUGUCGAUAUCGUCACCAUUCGAGCUUCUGUCAAAGACACUGAUAAAAUGAAUCUGAAGAUGGUUAUCAAUAUGGAGGCCCCUGACAUCAUACUCAGUGGAAUACAAGAAAGGCUUCCUGCCAUCACUUCUAGUAUGUCUGGCUUUGCUGAGAAAUACCACCUGUCCAAACAUGCUGCUCAGCUGAAGAAUUUUAUUAUUUACUACAUUGAGGAGGCCCACAACAUUGCUUACGACCACACCCCAGAUCUGAGCCAUGUGUCCAUUCUCUAUAGGAACACUGUUGUCCAGUACCAGAAGACUGUUCAGGCAUUCCUGGAUGCUGCCAUCAAUUUCAUGAGAGACACUCAGGUCAGAUUGCCUGGCUCUCAGGAGAUGGUUCCCCUCAUUGAGGUGCUCAAUAAGAUGACCACCAGCAUUACUACUUGGCUAGAGAAAGCAUUCAACUUCAUGGCUGUAAACGUAGAAUAUGCUUUCAAUGUUGUAAUUGACACUGUCAGUGAGAUACAGGUCACAAUGCCCAUUGGUGAUGUUAUGGCUAGUGCCAAAAUAAUUGAUGAAAUAAGGGAAAGAGUAAGCACCAUGUUUAACCACAUUUUGACUCAUUUGAAACACCCAGAGAGUAUUGAUAUAAUCCUGGAAAACUGGGGUACCACCCUAAAAAAUGUUGUCGAGAAAGCUCAGGAGUGGGUUGACAACACCUUAAAGUCUGAUGUCCUUGAUGUAUUUUCUGUCUUUGUUAAUGCUUUUUAUAGAGAAUAUGCAAGGUUAGUGAAAACAAUCACCAAAUAUGCAGACACAGCUUUGGACAUUGAGUUCAUUAAGGGCACCGUUGAUUACAUUCUUGAUAUUUUCAGAUCUGCAGUAAAUCAAUUCAACCAAACCGUUUCUGACUGCCUGCAUCAGGCUACCGCUCAGAUCAAGUUUUAUGUCAAAGUUCAGGGUAAAAAGCUUGAAAUAAAUGUAUGAUCCUAUCUUCACCAGUAAGCUACAGAUUGAAAUCAUAACUAAUGUUUCAACAAAAGUGUAAAGGACAUUGUCAAACUACAAGUUUCAUGUUGUGAGUUGUAUUUAAAAAGUAAAAUAAAUGGUGUGACAAA